Perca flavescens (yellow perch) is the source of this 2653-nucleotide messenger RNA. RefSeq names its product gastrula zinc finger protein XlCGF71.1-like. NCBI's taxonomy places the organism in Eukaryota, Metazoa, Chordata, Actinopteri, Perciformes, Percidae. Gene Ontology annotation, molecular function: RNA polymerase II cis-regulatory region sequence-specific DNA binding; DNA-binding transcription factor activity, RNA polymerase II-specific. Gene Ontology annotation, biological process: regulation of DNA-templated transcription. The record is from RefSeq and is a predicted model, not a curated record. The coding region runs from base 88 to 831 and encodes 247 amino acids. The transcript has a single exon.
CCUCAGUCAGCUUUAAAUUCUCUGAAACAUGAUUCAAGACGUAAGAAAACCUUCAGCUGCUCUGAGUGUGGGAGAAGAUUUGGCCGCAUGACAGAUCUGAAGAGUCACAUGAUAACUCACACAGGAGAGAAACCUUUCAAGUGCUCAGUGUGUAAGAAAUCUUUUAAACAGAGAUGUGAUUUACAGAAACACGAGAGAAUCCACACAGGAGAAAAACCUUACAGCUGCUCAGUCUGUAAGAAAGCUUUUACACAGAAUGGUGAUUUACAGAAACACGAGAGAAUCCAUACUGGAGAAAAACCUUACAGCUGCUCAGUCUGUAAGAAGGCUUUUAAACAGAGAGGAGAUUUACAGAAACACGUGAGAAUCCACACAGGAGAGAAGCCUUUUAGCUGCUCAGUUUGUAAUAAAUGUUUUACACAGAGUGAAAAUUUACGCUCACACAUGAGAACUCACACAGGAGAAAAACCUUUCAGCUGCUCAGUCUGUAAGAAAUCUUUUACACACAGUGGAGAUUUACACAGACACAUGAGAAUCCACACAGGAGAAAAACCUUUCAGCUGCUCUAAGUGUAACAAAUCUUUUACACAGAGUGAAAAUUUACGGUCACACAUGACAGUCCAUACAGGAGAGAAAAGAUUCAGCUGCAGUGUUUGUAACAAAAGAUUUGCCCAGCAGUCUAAAAUCAAAAGACAUAAAUGUGUUGUUCCGAUGGAAACAGAAGCUGAUGGAGAGGACUGUGGAGGACCAGAACCAGCCAGGAACUCACAUCCACUUUUACAACCAGAGACUGGAGACUCUUCUGAACCUGCGACUGGUGACCUGGAAUAAUGUUUGUGCCUUUAAGUCCAAACAAAACUUAUCAAGUGUCAAACAAAAAUAUUCAUUUAUCAACAUCUAGAUAGAAGACAUUAUAUUGUGGGGUAGGAAAAGGUACACUCAUAAUAAAAUAAUAAAAACAUAUUUUAUUAGAUAUUGUUUUGUCUUGUAAUGUCUGCCAUAUCAUCAAUUAUAAUCAAGAAAUCAGACAAAUGCAACCACCCAAUAUUUUAUAGGGCCCACACAUAUAUUCACUUCUUUCUAAGUAACGUAUCUUUAGCAAGAUUCACUAUUAAUCAUAUUAAUAUGGGAUUUUAUUCAACACACAGUGGGUUCAUGUUUACGCCCAAUUUAGGCCCAGCAGUCUCGGAGAGGAGACUUUUCACUCUGUGUCAGGGAGACAGGAAGUGCAGGUUGAAAGCUAUCUUUAGUUUAAACAAGGGAGAUGUGAUGGAGGUAGCAUAGGGAAGUUAGCCUAGCAUGGUGUUUCCUGUCAGGGAGCGGGGGAGUUUUCUCUUUGAAGCAAAGCUGAGAUGGACAUAUUAUGGUCUGUAUAAAUCUAAAAAACUCACUUGUGCAUUGCUAUGUUCCAAGGUAAUAUGAUCAGUGAUACCAAAACGAUUAAGGUCUUUUGACAUGUAUAGUGUCUCCUCUGCCACUAAUUAGGCCAUGAUAAAGCUAAUAAAGUAAAUAAGUAUAAUCCUUUGAUGUGACCGGUGUGGUACACCAGGACAUGCUGAGUACCCUCCAGGAUGAAAUAAGGUGAAAUCAUUUGAAGUAAACCAUCUGUUGACUAGCAUGUACGUUAGUAGUUAUUGUCUGGGUCACAAUGACCUAGGUGUACUUAAAGGGAUACUUCACCAAUUAGAAAUCUUAAUCUUAAUGCUAAUCAUGAAGAUUUGUAUCAGUAGAAACCCGGUCGUAUUUUCGAGUGACCUCUGUCCUCACUUCCUCGUUCCCCAAGUCCACGGCCCUCAGUUUUCGCCCCCUUGACUAUCUGCCUCCUCUGGAUUUCCUUUGGUCUCAAGUUCUGGUUUGUUCGGCUCUUGUUUUUUGGAUUCCCUCUUCUUGUUUUCUACACUCUGGAUUAGUUUUUGCCUGCCCCCCUCAGGACUCCCUUUGUUUUUUGGACAAAUAAAUCUUCCUGCUCAGACUUCUCCUGCCUGCCUGCUUUCUGCAUUUGGGUCCUCUAAUUCCCUGAACUGUCACAGUUUUAUCUUUAAUUUUAAGUCUGAGUUGUUAACAUUGAAGGAAUUGUUUUCUCCCAACCCCAUGUUUCUGUGUGAGUGUGUUAAAUGACAUGAAAUGGUUGUUCUCAAAUAGGUGGUGAAGGUGUGUGAUUCCUUUGUGUGCCCAUAUGGAGAAGUAAAUAUCAAUAUACUCACAAACUUAAAUCAAAACAAUGAAAACCUGUGAGCAAUACGAUACUAGAGGGAGUUUGUUAAUUUGUGUUUAGUGCCCUGUAAUGCAGAGAAGGCUAUAAUUUUAACACAUUUAACUGGAAGUUGGCCAUUUUUAAUAGUAUGCUCUCAAGUUAUUGUUGUUUUGUAGUUGAACAUCAUAUUAUCUUCCUUUGUGGACUUUCAUUUAAUAAUCUUUCUCACAUUUUAUAUUCACUGUUUGUAUUUUCUGUGACUGAAUGUGGUUUUAAAUCUGUUGAGGUCUGUUCAGACUGAAAGUAAAGACACUAAUGAUGUAAUACAAAGUCAGACAAUCAAAAGCAAACAGCUGAUUAAUUUAUCUGACUUGUAGAAUAACGUCAAUGAUUCAAUUGUUUUAAAUGUUUUGGAAUAUGGAACAAUUAAAUGCAAAUAAAUGAAAUAAAACAAGGCCA